Molecule: messenger RNA, 1086 nt
Organism: Hepatospora eriocheir
Lineage: Eukaryota; Fungi; Microsporidia; Hepatosporidae
Source: the annotation of a GenBank genome assembly
AUGAAAACAAAUAACGAGAGCAGAGAAGAGGCUGUCUUAAGUAAAGCAUCUAACUUAAUUAAUUUAAAUAAAUAUGAAGAAUUAUAUGAAUUAUUGGUUAAUUUACAAACUAAAGGGUGGAAAGAAUUAUCAACAGCAAGAUAUACCAAAAUACUGAGAUUAGUGUUUAAUAUGAUGAACAUAGAAGAGAAUUACAAAAACAUUAAGAAUCUAAUAUUGAAGCUAAUAGAAUAUGAGAAGAGAAACAUAAUUAAGAUUGAUUUAAAAUGUAAAUUAAUAUUCUUAGAACUAAGAAAUAGAAACUAUAGAGAAUGUCUAGAAUUAAUUAAAGAUACAGUAGCUGUUUUAAAGAAAUACGAUGACAAAAUUAACAUCAUCAAUGUAUUUCUGUAUGAGUCACGGGCUAAUUAUGAGUUAAAUAAUUUCCCUCAGGCUAAAGCUUCAUUAACAGCAGCUAGAGCAUUAGCUGUAUGUUCUGCUACACCACAAUCAUUACAAUCUGAAAUUGAUUUGUUGAAUGGAAUGUACUUAGUAGAUGAUAAAUGUUACAAUACAGCUAUUAACUAUUUUAUUGAAGUUUUACAACAAACAUACAGUAAAUCAAGUGAUAAUCUUAUUGGAUUAAGAUAUGUUAUUCUUUGUAAGAUAUUAAAUGAGGACUUUAAUAUGAAAGAUAUUCUUAACAAGUAUCCUAACAAAAACAAAAAUGUUAAUUUGUUAGUCGAAAUAAGUAAAGUAGCUAAAAGUAGAGAUGUAAAUGAAUAUCAUAGAAUAUUAGAGAAUUCAGAAUUGAUAAGUGAUGUGUUUUUAAUUAAACAUUUAAGACAUUAUUAUGAUGUGUUAUUUGAUAUGAACAUUUUAAAGAUAGUAGAACCAUAUUCUCAUGUGAAAGUGAGUUUUAUUAGCCAGAAACUAAAUAUUGAACAGAAUGUUAUUGAAAAUAAGUUGAGGGUGAUGAUUUUAGAUAAAAAGCUGAAUGGAAUUUUAGAUCAUUUUACAGAGUCUUUGAUUGUUUAUGAUUGUAAAGAAAAUAAAAAAUCUUUAAUUAGUGAUUCUAUAAGAACCUUUAACAAAUUUAUUAAAUAA